Molecule: messenger RNA, 1557 nt
Organism: Pyrus x bretschneideri (Chinese white pear)
Lineage: Eukaryota; Viridiplantae; Streptophyta; Magnoliopsida; Rosales; Rosaceae
Product: chaperone protein ClpB1
Exons: 6
Coding region: 1-1557 (518 amino acids)
Biological process (GO): cellular response to heat
Cellular component (GO): cytoplasm
Molecular function (GO): ATP hydrolysis activity; ATP binding
Source: RefSeq, a predicted model, not a curated record
AUGGAUACAGAGCAAUGGAUGGGGGAGUUUGUUAAGAAGCUCCAGGUUGAAGAUCAGGAGCAGUUGGAGCUGGCUUAUGGUGUUGAAAUCGAAGCGGAGGCAGUGUUAGUUGCUUUCCGCAUCAUCAUGCAAUACCCUGAUGUUUUUCAGUUCGAUAGUAGUGGAGGAGAAUUUGAUGACACCCAGAAGGAAAUUUUGCAAAAUAAGGUUGUUGGGCUUUUAAAGGAAGCUUGUGUAAAAUUGAGGGAUAAAUUUGACUACUCUAGACAAGAAGAGGAUGAUCUAGAUGUCGGUGAGUACCAGUUGCGUCGCACGCUUGUUGAGUUAAACGAAAUCAAGAAAGAAAGAGAUCCGUCCACACAAAAGUGGAGCGAUCGUGUGAAAAAGGAACAUGAAGAAUUGAAGGGUAUGUGGAACCAGUUGGAGACGAACUGGAUGCAAGUAAAAACUUCACGGCAGAGAUAUGACAUCAGAGCUCGAGAGGUGCUUUUGUUGGAAAGGAUGCACGAAAGGUUGGCUUUUCGUAUAAAUGAGGCAAGAUUAAAGAUGGUGAACAGUUUCUCUGGGUCUGGGAUGUUGCAAUGGAUUGAUGACCAUGUGACUGAGCUUUUAUAUACAACUCGCAAAGAUUUUAAGCAUGAGCUAACCGUUAGCCCACACGUUGUUGCGAAGGCAGCAAGCCCCUUGAUUGAUGCUCCGCCAUUGUCGCUCUCUGAACCAACACUGCCUCAGAACCUUGAACAAAGAAUUGCUAAGAGGGUAAUUGGACAAGAACAUGUUCUACUUGCAGUAACUGCUGCUCUAUCAAGGCAGAGGCCUCAGCGACGCCCUAUUGGAUCCUUCCUCUUCAUGUGCGGCUCUGGUUAUGGGAGGACAGAAAUGGCAAAAUCUUUGGCCGGACUACUUUUUGAUAACAAAGACAUGAUAGCAGAGUUUGACCUGGCAAAAUACUCAGGUCCAAAUUCUUUCUCACGCCUCGUUGGUCUUCUUUCUAGUUACAUUGACCCAGGCAUGAAGAGGGAGCGCUCAGAGGCAGUUAAGAAGAGGCCUAUAGGUCUCAUUUUGUUUGACAAUGUUGACAAGGCUCAUGAAUCUAUUAUUGACAUUCUGACCGAGAUUAUAGGUUUUGGUCAUCUAAUAGAUGGUCAGGGGAACGCCAUUGACUUCACUAAAACAUUGAUAAUCAUGACAACGAAUGUUGGAUGUGAUAAAUACUGGCCAUGGAAUUGCAAAUGUGCAGAUGAAGUUCAGAAGUUCCCCGUCAAAGAAGGAUUAUAUGAUGAUGCAUGGGAAACAAAACACAAUUCCUGCUAUCUUUCUCUUUUGAGGGAGGCAAAACAGCAUUUCAGACCUCAAUUGCUUGAAUAUGUGGAUGAUGUGAUUGGAAUUAGGUCUCUAUCCGUUCAGCAGUUGAAGGCGGUUGCUAGGCUCCAGCUAAGGGACAUUGCCAGCUGCAUGACACAGAAGGGCCUCAUUAUAUACCCAUCUGAAGCUGCAUUAGAUAUUAUUGUCCAGAGGUCAACUUGGCUUGGAGAUAGAAUCGUAUGUCUUUCAUAA